This is a messenger RNA of Cyclocybe aegerita, 459 nucleotides long. NCBI's taxonomy places the organism in Eukaryota, Fungi, Basidiomycota, Agaricomycetes, Agaricales, Hemipholiotaceae. The record is from the annotation of a GenBank genome assembly.
AUGCCAACCACCAUACAUCCAUCCCUGCCUGCCCUGAAUGUCUUUGCCAUACCAGAGGUCGCCGCCUACAAUAGACUGGCCGUCGCAAACACUGAUCCUGCUAAUUGGCAGUGGAGCGAGAAAUCUAAAGGAGCAUGGGAGUUGGCCCUGCAAGAUUUGCAAGAGUUUGCUGCUAGGUGGUAUGGAGCGAUGGCUGCUCAGUGUGCCACACUGGUCGAUCCCAAGCUCCUAUCCCUGCCCCUGCCUGCGCCCUUCAACAGCACUCUACCAUCAAUCAUCAUCUGCAAGUCUUAUGUAGAGAUGGCCAAUCAGCCAGGCAUUGGCAAGACCUUGUUCCAGUACUACCUCCUCUAUUUCCUUCUGCAACAGAAGCAGCUUGUGCUCUUCACCCUCACCUUAGUCAUCUCGCCACCACAAUCUCCAAGGAUUGUCCACAUAUCCUUCAAGACAGGCCGAUAA